AUGUCCGCCGUGCCUCCCCCCGCGGGGGCGGCUCCCGCUCUGCCCGGGGCGCGGGUGGGGCUGGCGGGGGAGCGCCACAGGGACGGGGACAGGGACAGCUCCGCACAGGCUCACGGGACCGGGACGGGCUCACCGGGACAGGGACAGCUCCGCACACCCUCGCCCCGCUGCGGCCCCGAACCGCUGGAAAUUGCCGCGGGAGGGAAGCGCCCGGCGGGAGGCGGGGGAGCGGAGCAGCGCCGGCUGCUCGGCCCGGCCCAGUCCUGCGGGCCAAGCGCUCGGCCCCCGUGCACCGGCACGGCCCGGUACCGGCGGUGCGGGCGGAGCCCCACGGCCCGAGCCCACGCUGAGCCCGGCCGGGCCCUGAGGGCGGCGGCGCCGCUCGGGCACCAGGGGGCGCUGCCGCCCAGGGGCCCCGUCGUGCCGCGCCCCGGCCGCACGCCGCGGCCACGCGGGCCGGUGGCGCACUGCGGCACCCGCGCGCCGGCCCUCAGCGCGCCGCACCGCACCGAACCGAACCGCACUCGCACCGAACCGCACCGCACCGCACCGCAUGUAUUGCCCACGCCGCCACGGCCCGCACCGAACCGAACCGCUCAGCACCACACCGCACUGCCCGCUCCACAUCCACUGCCCGCACCGUCCACCCCGCACCGCCCCGCUCCCCAUGGCACUGCCCGCACCGCCCCGGCCCCGCACCGCCCCGCUCCCCACGGCCCUGCCCGCACCGCCCCGGCCCCGCACCGCCCCGCUCCCCACGGCACUGCCCGCACCGCCACGGCCCCGCACCGCCCCGCUCCCCACGGCACUGCCCGCACCGCCACGGCCCCGCACCGCCCCGCUCCCCACGGCACUGCCUGCACCGCCCCGCACCGCCCCGCUCCCCACGGCACUGCCCGCACCGCCCCGACCCCGCACCGCCCCGCUCCCCACGGCCCUGCCCGCACCGCCACGGCCCCGCACCGCCCCGCGCGGCCGGCCCGGCAAUGGAGCCGCAGGUCCCUGGCUCCGACCCGAGUGUGA
This is a messenger RNA of Melospiza melodia melodia, 1023 nucleotides long. Its product is annotated as mucin-1-like. The record is from RefSeq and is a predicted model, not a curated record. The transcript has 2 exons. The coding region runs from base 1 to 1023 and encodes 340 amino acids. Lineage: Eukaryota; Metazoa; Chordata; Aves; Passeriformes; Passerellidae.